Gymnodraco acuticeps is the source of this 2051-nucleotide messenger RNA. Its product is annotated as signal-transducing adaptor protein 2-like. The transcript is spliced from 13 exons. The record is from RefSeq and is a predicted model, not a curated record. Gene Ontology annotation, molecular function: signaling adaptor activity. Bases 110 to 1378 code for a protein of 422 amino acids. Lineage: Eukaryota; Metazoa; Chordata; Actinopteri; Perciformes; Bathydraconidae.
UUCAAUAAUACGAGAGCUUUCCUACGAGCAGGCAGAAGCUGCUGAUAUGUUAAAGUGGAAGUCUCCUUCACUUCAAAACUGUAAAUAAGUUAUUUUUAUAGACAUUAAAAUGAUGGCGAGGCAAACCGCGCGAGAGAGCAGUCAGCCCACCUGUUACUAUCAGGGAUACCUGGAGAAGAGGUCGUUCAAAGAUAAGACUUCUCGGAAACUGUGGGCGUGCCUGUGUGGAAACACGCUGUUCUUCUUCAACGAGAAGAGAGACAGCGAUUACAUAGAGAAAGUGGAACUCAGUGGGAUGAUCUCAAUAACAGACGACGGCAGCCAGGAUCGAAACCUGGACGCAGCCAGACUCAACCUCCAGAUGAAGGAUAGAAAUAUCAAAUUCACUACUCCUAAUGCUGAGGCCCGUGAGCUGUGGAAGGGCUUCAUCCGCUCUGUGGCUGAGCUGUCGGUACCGUCCUCCCUCAACCUGCUUCCGGGCCAGAUCCUCAUGCUGAAAGAGACCGUAGAAAAGGAAAAGGAAAGAAUAAAACUUGCUGCUGCUGCCAUUAACUCCAGCACCUACAUCACCCUGCAGGCAGAGAUGCCAGCCUGUUACCAUGUUGUUUCCCGUCUGGAGGCAGAGCUGCUGCUCGAGAGAGAAUCCAAGAGAGGAAACUUGCUGCUGAGGCCGGGGAGGAUUGUUAACUCCUUCGCUGUCACCACCAGGCAGGACCUUGAAGGCUCUGUAUUCAGACACUAUCGCAUAAAUCGUAAAGCUGACGGGGGCUUCGCUAUUGAAGUUGACAAUCCUAUCCCCUGUGCCACACUUCAUGAUGUGAUCAACUAUUUAGUGGAAACAACGGACGGCGUUUUGAUUCCUCUCAUCAUCGAGGAAGCCUACGAACAAAGAAUCUCCUAUAUUCAGUCUGAUAAUGAAAAUGGAGAGAUUAGCGUUCGGCAGGCCCCGGCAAACCUGGUCCCACCGAGUGUACCCCCCAAACCAGUGUCUCUAAGAAAACCAGAGCCAGAACCAAUCGAGGAGGAGAACGUUUAUCUGAAUGACCAACCGGAGGAGAAAGAAACAGAGUCGGAGGAUUCCUCAGCCGUUCCACUCCCACAACCGGAGAAAAAAGCUACGAGGAAAGCAAUUAUGCCUCCAAAUCCAACUCCUGCUCCUCGCAUGCUGAGCACAGCUUCAUCUUCCACCUCCUCUUCCUCCUCUACAAGCAGCACUCUGAAGUCAAGUGCUUCCGCCGCACAGAUCUCCCAUCCCUCCUCAUCAAACAGCCGGGAUCUGAGGAUGAGGAGACUCACAGAGCCCACCGGACAGAUUCCUUUUGCUGCCAUGUCUGAGCUGAAACUAAGGCUGGAACAGAAGGUCAGGUGUCAAGAGUGACCUCUCCUGGUGGGAUCCUCUCAAAGCGUCUGUGAAACCCACCACCACCAGUGACUCAAACCAGAACACACCCCUCACCAGUCUGUUCCCCCAACACAUGGGAGUGUGUAGAGCAGCUGCUUCCACACAAACAAGCUCCUUCCUCCUCUUCAUCGUGACUCUGCUCCUCCUCGUCAGCUGGCUGUCGGCAGCAAAGCCUCUCCGAAGAUUAACACUUUAUUGAUUCACCCGUCUAAGACACUCAUUAGCAAAUGAAUCAGCUGUAACGAGGGGUGUACCUGUCACAUUAUCCACACCCUGUUUCUCUUGUGCAUUUUGCACAUUUACCACUGACUGUCCGUUUUCCCCCCAUCAGACUGUAUAUUAUUGUUUUAUUGAGUAAUCAACUUUUGAAUUGUAUUGUAUAUAUUUGUACAUAGCUAAUGUACAAAUAUAGUCAAACAAAUGUAUUGCUGCCUCUCUUUACAGUCAACUGUGAAUGAAGAAGAGUUGGGGGGCUAGUGUGACUAUUGAAGGCAAUUGUAAAACUGUCACAUCAUAUUAAAUACAUGAAUCAGCAACUUUGAGUAUGUGCUAUGCAACAGUUAGAAAUCAGUUUUAUGAUGUUCUGUAUCUGCUAUAUUUCCCGUGUAACAACCAGCUUUUGUUAAAUAAAGCAGACAUCUGUUUCUUA